Molecule: messenger RNA, 2141 nt
Organism: Chelmon rostratus (copperband butterflyfish)
Lineage: Eukaryota; Metazoa; Chordata; Actinopteri; Chaetodontiformes; Chaetodontidae
Gene: adrb1
Product: adrenoceptor beta 1
Exons: 1
Coding region: 86-1279 (397 amino acids)
Biological process (GO): norepinephrine-epinephrine-mediated vasodilation involved in regulation of systemic arterial blood pressure; adenylate cyclase-activating adrenergic receptor signaling pathway; positive regulation of heart rate by epinephrine-norepinephrine
Cellular component (GO): membrane
Molecular function (GO): beta1-adrenergic receptor activity
Source: RefSeq, a predicted model, not a curated record
GUGGCUCGUGCGGUGCACCGGACAGGCUGCCUCGCGCUGCCUUGAUGAACUCGACCUGGACCCGCACACAGCGCAGCAGCCCGUCAUGGGGGACGGUGGCGCGUCCUCGCCGGUGAGCUUUCAGAAUGGAUCGGGGAGCGGCGCGUCGGACGCGCCGGGCUCCGCCGCGGCCGCGUCCGAGCAGUGGAUGGCGGGGAUGAGUCUGGUGAUGGGUUUGAUUGUCUUGUGCAUCGUGUUCGGGAAUAUCCUGGUCAUCGUGGCCAUAGCCAAGACUCAGAGGCUGCAGACGCUCACCAACGUGUUCAUCGUGUCGCUGGCGAGCGCGGACCUCAUCAUGGGGCUGCUGGUGGUGCCGUUUGGCGCCGCGCUCGAGGUGCGCGGCUCGUGGUUGUACGGCUCCUUUUUCUGCGAGUUUUGGAUCUCCGUGGACGUCCUGUGCGUCACGGCCAGCAUCGAGACCCUGUGCGUUAUCGCCAUCGAUAGGUACGUGGCCAUCACCUCGCCUUUCCGCUACCAAAGCUUGUUGACCAAAGCCCGGGCCAAAGCGGUGGUGUGCGUCGUCUGGGCCAUCUCCGCGCUGGUCUCCUUCCUGCCCAUCCUGAUGCACUGGUCCCGGGACAGCGUUGACACAGCCUGCUACGACGACCCCGAAUGUUGCGACUUCGUCACCAACAGGGCUUACGCCAUCUCCUCAUCCAUCAUAUCUUUCUACAUUCCUCUUCUGGUCAUGAUAUUUGUUUACGCCCGCGUGUACAGAGAGGCGAAGAAGCAGCUGAGGAAGAUCGACAAGUGCGAGGGCAGGUUUCACAACACCUUAACCGGACUGACCUCCAAGUGCAAGAAGAGGCCGUCUAAAAUCCUGGCGCUCAGAGAGCAGAAGGCGCUCAAGACGCUGGGCAUCAUCAUGGGGACCUUCACCCUGUGCUGGCUGCCUUUCUUCAUAGUCAACGUCGUGCGGGUGUUUUGCGCAGAGGUGGUGGACAAGGACCUCUUCGUGUUCCUCAACUGGCUGGGGUACGUGAACUCGGCGUUCAACCCCAUCAUUUACUGCCGGAGCCCGGACUUCAGGAAGGCUUUCAAGAGGCUGCUGUGCUGCCCGAGGCAAGCCGACCGCAGGCUGCACAUCAGCUCCUGCGACCUGUCCCGGUGCUCCGGCGGGUUCGUCUCCGCUCUGGACCCCGGCACGCUGGGGCUGUGGUCGGAUUGCGCCGGCUUGGACCACAGCGACAGCAGCCUGGUGGGGACCGCGAAGCUGUCUCACUCUGAAUCACAGCUGUGAAGGAAAAAAACAUAAACUUUUGCGCAGGUGGAUUACAGCAGCGAGGGGAAAGGUGGUGACACAAACGGGCGUUUUUUUUUUCCUUUUGGAGAGGUACGCGCAAGAGCCGUACCUUAUAGUCUAAGCGGGUCCAAGUGGGUCUGCAUCAGAGAAGUUAAACAUCAGGCAAAAUCACCAGAAAUGUGUUUGAAAGCCAUAUUUUUAAAUGAGGCAUCAGGACCAGCGCUCUGUCCAAGAUGCGCAAAUCUCUCCAAGACACUUCGGUGCCGAUAGAUUUGAUCCAAUUUGCCAAAUAACACCGGACCCGAAAAUGUACUGAGGUGGCGCUGAUGAAUCAUCAAGGCUACAUGCACUUAAACCAGGAUCCAGUGACUUGACUCUUCCCGAAGAGCGCACACGCUCCUGCGUUUUGAUCAUUUUCUUGUUUUAUUGAACGAGCAGUUCAGCGCUAUAGAAGGAGGAGGAGGAAGAGGAGGAGGAUGGCGUGUUAAGGGGAGGUGGGUGUCUUGUAAGUUAACAGGUUCUUAAGAUGACCGCUCAGGCGCACUGUAAUGAACCGGCUGCUGGACCCGAGCGAGGCAUUUGUCAGAGUGUGACCAUGUAGUGCUCACAAUGUGUUUUACCUCACAGCCAUCGACAAGUGCAAUUUGUACGGCAGGUAUUUGUUUAUAUUAAACAUUUAUGUAACAUAGAUGUAUUUAUUCCGCGCUGUCUUUUCCAACUAAGGAAGUAUACGUGGGCCUGAUCCCCACGCCCUUUGUACUGUACAUAUUAUAGGAUGUGGUGUUAAGUACUGAAGCGAGGAGCCUGUCCUUUAAAGCUUUACAUGCUGUUGUGAGGUGGUGUGUUUGACUCCUGUGAA